CCCCAAUCGAAAACAAUGAUGGACGAACUCAGGCCGAAUUUGGUAGGCGUGGGGAAUCUUUUGGGUGUCGGCGGGCUGCUCGACGACCACCACGGACAUUUGGGAGGUGGUAGCAACAACGCGGAGAAGAGCGGGACUAAUAGAAAAUGUAAUAGCGCCAGCGGAUCGUCGGCCGAAGACUUCAGCGCUAUUUACGGGGGAUUGCCCCAUUCGCAUGAUCACCACGGUCAUACUCCGGCCCAUACUCCUCCUUCAGCCGGACGACCCAUUAACGACCAUAACGAAGGCGCAUUCAAAAAAUUGAAACCCGAGCCUCAGACGACGCCCAGCGGUACUACAUUAGGAACCGUUUCGCCUAGCAAUGGACCACAACACGCAGGUCACACUCCGACAACAGCUUCCUGUCCCACACCUGCUCGAAGAAGGCACCGCACCACGUUCACGCAAGAACAGUUGGCGGAACUGGAAGCCGCUUUCGCGAAAAGUCACUACCCCGAUAUUUAUUGUAGAGAAGAAUUAGCGAGAAGUACGAAGUUGAACGAAGCUAGAAUACAGGUAUGGUUUCAAAAUCGACGGGCCAAAUACAGGAAACAAGAAAAGCAGCUUCAGAAAGCGCUGGCUCCGAGCGUGUUGCCCGGUUGCAAUGGCGCCAUGAUGCGGAAUAUCUAUCCGGGGGCGGCGCGAGGGUAUCAGCCCUAUCCACACCCGACGGCUAUCAACAGAUACCCCCAGAUGGGUACAACAACAUAUCCCGGUAUGGCUCAAUCAUUUUCGAUGUCUCACGGUACAAAUAUGAGUAGUGUUACUGGUAUGAGACAAGACGCGAUGAGUAUGAGUGCUGAAGAUGAAUGGUAUAAUAAAAGCCUAUCUGCCUUAAGAAUGAAUUCUACACAUCAUCCUAAUUUAGCCGCACCCAUGCUGCAAUAUCAAACGUAAUAGAAAACUUCGCCUAAUUCAUUUUCCUAUUAUCGAUGUUUUUUUAACAAAGACACAAAAUCUGACAUAAAAAAUCAAAUUUACGAAACGAAUUUUAAAUACAAUAACAAAAUUUACAGUAGAGAUAAUAGAAAAUCGUAAACAAUU
This is a messenger RNA of Diorhabda carinulata, 1083 nucleotides long. Its product is annotated as homeobox protein unc-42. The coding region runs from base 16 to 936 and encodes 306 amino acids. The transcript has 5 exons. Gene Ontology annotation, molecular function: DNA-binding transcription factor activity, RNA polymerase II-specific; RNA polymerase II transcription regulatory region sequence-specific DNA binding. Gene Ontology annotation, biological process: regulation of transcription by RNA polymerase II. The record is from RefSeq and is a predicted model, not a curated record. NCBI's taxonomy places the organism in Eukaryota, Metazoa, Arthropoda, Insecta, Coleoptera, Chrysomelidae.